Molecule: messenger RNA, 1612 nt
Organism: Diceros bicornis minor
Lineage: Eukaryota; Metazoa; Chordata; Mammalia; Perissodactyla; Rhinocerotidae
Gene: DNAAF6
Product: dynein axonemal assembly factor 6
Exons: 7
Coding region: 52-711 (219 amino acids)
Biological process (GO): flagellated sperm motility; axonemal dynein complex assembly
Cellular component (GO): cytoplasm
Molecular function (GO): protein-folding chaperone binding; dynein intermediate chain binding
Source: RefSeq, a predicted model, not a curated record
CCACAGUCUAUUUUCGGAGCCUAGCGAGCGACCAGAAAACUCACGCAGAAUAUGGAAUCUGAAAAUAUGGAACCUGAAAAUACAGAAAAUGAAAGUAUGGAAACUGAAAAUGUGGAAACUGAAACUAUGGAAAUUGAAACCAUUUCUUCGGUUUCAGCUCUCCAGGCCCUCUCUAAACUACUUAAUCCUGAAGAAGAGGAUGAUUUUGAAUCUGGACAGUCAAGCUAUUCAUCUGCUGCUGGAGCCAUGGGUCCUGGGAAUAUUGGACCACCAAAAACAGAAGAGCUCAAAGUCAUCCCUCAAACCAGUGAUGAAAAUAGUGAGGAAAUCUGGAAUCCAGAAGAUGUUCCACAAGGAGCAGAGCACGAUGAUAUGUGGGAUGUUAGAGAACUACCGGAGUAUGAGAUUAUAUUUAAACAGCAGGUGGGAACUGAGGAUAUAUUCCUGGGACUCACAAGAAAGGAUUCUUCAACAGCUUGUUGUGAGGAUCUAGUGGUUAAAAUUAAACUGCCAAAUACGAACACUUCUGAAAUUGAAAUCGAUGUCCAGGAAAUGAUCCUUGACCUUCGUACUCCUAAUAAGAAGCUGUUGAUAACUCUUCCCCAUCCUGUGGAAUGCAACAGUGGCAAAGCUUUCUACGUCCAAGAGACUGAGACUCUUGAAGUCACCCUGACUCUGAAGAGAGAGUUGGAUUUUGUUAAUUUCUUCUGAAAAUGCAUGAAUAAGGAGGAAAAGUGGUAAAAAGAGCAUUGAUACAAAAUAAAAACCUUCAAAAAAAUUGGUUAGUGUUUUCUAUCUUCUCUUUAAUAUUCUGACAUAUUUCGGAAAGGGCCUAAAUUCAAUUACAGAGAUAUUCUGAUCAUUUAUAGUUAUUUCUAUUACUCUGGUAGGAAAUUUUGUUUUCUCAUACUAAUAAGCUAUUCCAUUUUUAUAGUUAUAGCUGGAUAGAAUUUGCAGGUUAACCAAUUAGAUUACUAUGUGGUCAAUUAAAUAACUGAAAUAUGACCAUGAAAUUGUUGGUCCACUUAUUUUAGUAGUCUGAAGAACUUAAGCCAGUUAAUUAUACUAUGAUACAAUCAGUUGCAUAGCAAUUGGUCAUCGUUAUCACCAAAAAAGUUUAUUUGGUUGUCAUUUCAUUGAUUUGAUCAAAUGAUUUAGAGUGUUCUCUGUUUAGGCUCUCACUAUUGUUCUGGAAUAUACAAAUAGCAAAGGAUUAUAAAUAGUUUGAUGCACCAUACAAACUACAUGUUUUACUUGAAUAAGAAAAACUCUUGAGCACGCAGUAUUAUUUGGCUUCCUCAGUCCUGCUCUCAAUGUUUGGAUUCAGUUAGGUUAAAAAUAUUUUUCCUUUUGUGUAUCUAUAAUUACUAACAAUGCCUUUUGGGGUACUGUAUUUAUAUUUAGUAAUUGAAAUUCUUGACAUUUAAAAGGAAUAUAGAGAAAAGCGUGGCACAUUUACAAAUCCUGUUCCCUUUCAUUUCCUGUGUUUAUUCUUAAUUGGACAUACCUAUUUUUAUGAAUUAUGCCAAUGCUCCCUGUCUCUUCUGUACUGUAUUGCAUAAAUUUAUUUCAGAAUUAUUUAUGAAUAAAUUAUAUUUUAAAGCUUGUGUGA